AUGGGCGCCGGGACGGAGCCGGCAGAGGCGCGGCGCGACGCGUCGGAGGGGAGGGUCUACCUGGACCACAACGCCACCACCCCCCUGGCCCCCGAGGCGGCCCGGGCCGUGCGGGACGCCAUGCGCCAGGCCUGGGGCAACCCCAGCAGCUCCCACCCGGCAGGCAGGAAGGCGAAGGAGCUCAUCGGCGGCGCCCGGGAGAGCCUGGCGAGGAUGUUGGGGGGCCGGCCGGAGGACAUCGUCUUUACCUCGGGGGGCACGGAGGCAAACAACAUGGUGAUCCACAGCGCUCGCCGGCACUUCCACGAGAGCCAGGCCAGGCCGGGGGACAGCUGGGGGACGCCGCACAUCGUGACGUCGAGCGUGGAGCACGACUCGGUCCGCCUGCCGCUGGAGCAGCUGGUGAAGGAGAGCCUGGCGGAAGCUACCUUCGUGCCUGUGUCCCCACGAAGCGGGCGGGCUGAGGUGGACGACGUCCUUGCCGCCAUCCGGCCGACCACCUGCCUGGUUUCCAUCAUGUUGGCCAAUAACGAGACUGGGGUCAUCAUGCCUGUCGCGGAGCUGAGCCAGCGUGUCCGUGCCCUCAAUCAGCGGAGAGCAGCAGAGGGGCUGCCCAGGAUCCUGGUGCACACGGACGCGGCGCAGAUGAUUGGCAAGGGGCGCGUGGACGUGCAGGAGCUGGGGGUGGACUACCUCACCAUCGUGGGACACAAGUUCUACGGCCCACGGAUUGGCGCGCUGUACGUGCGUGGCCCUGGCACCAACACCCCACUGCACCCCAUGCUCUUUGGAGGGGGACAGGAGAGGAGUUUCCGGCCAGGCACUGAGAACACCCCAAUGAUCGCUGGCCUUGGGCAGGCUGCAGAGUUAGUGAGCAAGAACUGGGAGGCCUACGAGACUCAUAUGCGGGAUGUUCGGGAUUACCUGGAGGCCAGGCUGGAGGCCUCCUUUGGGAAACAGAGGAUCCACCUCAACAGCCACUUUACGGGCUCCAAGCGACUCUGCAACACCUCUAACUUCUCCAUCCUGGGUCCAGGCCUUCAAGGGCGAAGGGUGCUGUCUUGCUGCAAGACGCUUCUUGCCAGCGUUGGGGCUGCCUGCCACUCUGAGAAAGGGGAUCGGCCCUCCUCAAUUCUGCUCAGCUGCGGGAUCCCCUACGACGUCGCGCAGAACGCGUUGCGCCUGAGUGUGGGGCGAGACACCACUCGGGCAGAUGUGGACCUGGUUGUGCAGGACCUCGUGCAGGCUGUGGCGCAGCUGGACCAGGACCAAGCCCAGUAGACCCUGGGAAUUGUUCCCCGGCCACCACGCAGGUUCUUAGCUCUGCUCAGCCGUAUAUCGGCUUACGCUCACAGGGAUCACAGCGGGGCUGGCACGGCUCUGCAGCAUGUGCAGCUCAAGCAGAGAAGCUAGCGCAGGUGCUGGAGGCAGCAGGGAGCUGUGCUGAGGAGGGGGCUUUGCUGCUUUGGGGCUGGGGCAGGUCAAGAGCUUGCUCAGGACUCUGUCAUCCCCACUGCACGGUGCAGGCGUUCGGGGAGUCUUGCUGCUGGGUGCUCCUCGCUUGCCAGCACGUACCCAGCUGGCUGCACACAUGCGUGCGUGUUGGCACGACGGAGUCUCAAAGCUCGACUCCCUGCAGAGUGUAACAGGCAUGGAAGCCAUAGGAGAUGGAGCCUUUUGCCCUGGUUGUUUUCCACAAAGGAAGCUUUCCUGCUGUCUUAUCCCUCACAGGAAGAAAGACCAUCUGCCUCAGAGGGAAACGAGGAGUUGAUAGAAGCACAGCAAGAUGCUGGGCUGGGAACUGCCUGCCCCUACCAGGGCCCUAAGCUUCUAAAGGCUUUUUUUGGCUGGGAGGGUGUUGGGCACGGCUUUCCCAGCACUGUGUUGCAUGACCUGCUCCCCUUCCUCCUGUCCUUUCUACAGUGGGCAGAGCUCCUGUUGCCAGCUCCACGUGCUCCUAAAGGAAACAGAGUUGUUGGGGCAGCCAUAACUGCCAGCACCUGAGGAAACGUGUCUUCCCUGCGUGGCCCAGGUGGUCGCUCUCAUCACUGACACAGGAGGACACAAGUGUCACACAGAUUAGGAGCAUUGCCGGCUGGGCUGACUGAUGUCGGGGGACCUGGUCUCCCUGGGUAUUCAUGGGAAUAAAAGUGAUUGCUGCUGCCAUG
This is a messenger RNA of Gavia stellata (red-throated loon), 2168 nucleotides long. It is a transcript of the gene SCLY, whose product is annotated as selenocysteine lyase. The coding region runs from base 1 to 1281 and encodes 426 amino acids. The record is from RefSeq and is a predicted model, not a curated record. The transcript is spliced from 12 exons. Lineage: Eukaryota; Metazoa; Chordata; Aves; Gaviiformes; Gaviidae.